CUUUAAGCAAAUAAUGUCCUAAAUUAGCGACAAAGGACAGUGUCACAAACUCCAACGAGUGGUCCCCUAGUCUCUCUCUCUAUUAUGUUGAAAGGUAUGCGUGGAGGGGAGAGCUGUCCCUUCACUUUGAAUAAAACUAACCAGACCAGACCUUAUGGAAUUGAAUACUUCAAUGGGAUUACAUCAAAAGAACCAUCGCGUGGUUCUCCAACAGUUAACGUACGCAUGAAAAACUUAUGUGGUUGAAUAGCCUGAGACGUUUUCAUUUUCAGAGGGGUUGUUGAGUUUUAAAUUUGUGUUUGGUUUGAGAAAUGGCAAGUGGAUGGCACAUCUGGUCAGACCCAGAGGUGCAGCAGAAGAGGGACAUCGAAUUGGGGGUGUAGUGAGAGAGCCUUGGAUGGUAAGGCUGUUUGUGAGAAGCACAACCUCAAUUGGGUGCUGAGGAACAAGGGGGGGACGAUGCAGAAGGUUUCUGGUGAAAAUGGCGGUGGAGGGGAAGUGGGUGUCGACAGGAGGAAGAUAAAAAGGCGAAGGACUGAAGAAGAUUUGAAAAAUGAAGAUGUGGGUCUUGGAGGUGAUGGAGUUCAAGGGUGGUUUGGUGGUGGGAACGGUAAUGGUCUGACUGUUGGGGAAGAGAUUGCACGGCUGUUUGGUGAGGUCAGUGAUGGAAAUGGUUGUCUGGGUCUCGAUGAUGAAGGUAUGCAGCAGCUUUGGGCUUGUGGAGAUGGUGAAGCUGCGUGUGGAAAUGUUGAUCGAGUUCUUGGUGGUGGUGGUGAGGGAAGUCAAGGUGGGUAUGGUGAAGUCAUCGGUGGAAUUGGCGGUCUGGGUCUUGAUGGUGAAGCUGUUCAGCUAUGGGGCAGUGAAGAUGCUUGUGAAAAUGGCGGUGGGGUUCCUGUUGGCCAAGGAAUUCAUGUGGACGAGUUUGGUAAAACUGCAUGUGAAACAGAUGGCCUAAUUCUUGGCGGUGGUGAAGAAAUUCAAAAUGCGUAUGGUGAGGAUAUGAGUGAAAAAGGUGGUCUUGAUGAUGGUAAAUCUGUUCAGCUUUGGAACAGUGGAAUUGCUUCUCGGAACAGUACUGGGGUUCUUCGCGGUCAAGGAAUUCAGGCUGGUGGGUCAAUCGAGAAUGCUUUUAAAAAUGAUGGUCUGGGUUUUGAUAGUGAAGGAUUUCAAGACUUCUUUAGUAAGAACAAUGAUGAAAACCUUGUUGAUGGAAGAAUUCAAGCCCUUUUUGGUGAAGGUAGCGUUGGAAAUAGUGGUCUGAGUUUUGGUGGUGAAGGCAUCCAAUUUUGGUUCGGGGAAGUUGCGCGUACAACUCUUGAUGGUAAAGGAGUCCAGGGUCUUUUUGGUGAUGAUGCAUGUGGAAAUGGAGGUGAAGCAAUUCAAUGUGAGCCUAGUGAAAUUGGAGGUAGAAAUGGUGACAGACAAGAGGUGGUAGGGUUAAAAGGAAAGCGUGGCCGGGCAAAGGGAUCGAAGUAUAAGAAAACUGUUGCUGCUGAUGAUGAAGAGGGAAUUGAAAGGUUGGAAGGAGCUUCUGGUGAAAAUGGAGUCAGUGAUGAGGUUGUUAGGUCGAAGGCUAAGCAGGGUAGGCCAAAGGGUUCAAAGAAUAAAAAGAAAAGUCUUGAAAUGGACAAAAACCAUGGAACGCCCGGUAACAAUGUGGAUGGAAAUAGCAAUGAGCAAGGGACCCUUUGUCUGACAGCUUUAGAUAACGAGAGGCUAAUUCUUGUGGGCGAUAAAGAUACAGGAUCGGUUGUUGAAGUAGCCAUUUCUGGUAACGAACUUAGGAAUGAGAUUGUCGGGCAAAAAAAAAAGCGUGGUCGACCAAAGGGUUCAAAGAAUAAGAAAAAAAAUCUUUCGAGUCAAGGAAAUAAGGGAGUGCCAGGCGAAGUUGUUCGGCCUACUGGCUUAGAGUAUGAGAGGCGGACUCUAGUUGGAGAGGAAGAGAGGAAAUUGCCCUUUGAUGCAACUCGUAGUGAAGGUGGGAAUGAGAUUACCCAUCCAAAGGAUAAGCGUGGCCGACCAAAGGGUUCAAAGAACAAGAAGGAAAGUUCUUCAGGUCAAGAAAAUCAAGGAAUGCCUGGGGAUAUUGCGGUUGUCAAUGAUGGUGGUGAAAAAACUGUUUGCCCAACCAGUGUGGAGAAUGGGAAGCUUAAUUUUGUAGGUCAGGAAGAUAGGGGAUUGCCUAUCGAUGAUGUUGAAGGUGGGAAUGGGAUUGUCUGGCCAAAGGAUAAGCGUGAACUACCAAAGAGUUCAAAGGAUAAGAAGAAAAAUUCAGCAGGUCAAGAAAAUGGAGUACCUACAGAUAUUAAUGGUGGUGAUAAAACUCUUUGGCCAAUGGCAGUGGAGUACGAGAGGCUGCGAAUUGGUGAUGAAGGUGGAAAUGAGAUUGUUCGGCAAACAAACGAGCAUGGUGGACCAAAGGGUUCAAAAAAGAUGAACAACACAGCAGGUCAAGAAAAUGAAGAAAUGGCCGCCAAAAUUGUGGCUGUUAAUGAUGGCUAUGAUAAAUCUGUUUGGCCAACGGAAUUGGAGAAUGAGAGGCAAGCUUUUCUAGGUAAGGAAGAUAGGGGAUUGCCUUCGAAAGCCACUAAUGACAAUAAAGGUGGAAAUGAGAUUGUUGGGCCAAAGAAUAAGCGUGGUCGACCGAAGGGUUCAAAGAAUAAGCAGAAAAAUCUUAUUGGUAAAGAAAAUCAGGGAAUGCCCUGCAAACUCAUGGGCAGAAAUGAUGGUAGUGGUGUUGAAACUUUUUGGCCAAUGUGGUCUGAGAAUGAGAGGCCUACUCUUGUAAGUGAAGAAGAUCAGGAGAUGCUGGUUGAAGCGGGUGGUAAUGGGAGUGCAGAUAAGAUUAUCCAGCCAAAAGAUAGUCGCAAGGGUUCAAAGGACAGCCAAGGCCAACCCGAGGGUUCAAAGCCUAAGAGAGUUAUUCUUGUUGGUGAAGCUUUGAAUAAGAUACUAGCACAGAGACAUCAAGAUUGCACAUUUCUUUCCAAGCUAGUUCCAGUUGAGCAAUUGAGGUAUUCUGGUGAAAUAGAUCUCGAAUCUAACGAGUUGACAUCUGAAUCCGGCAAAGUUUGGAAAAGACCUAGAGGGAGGCCCCGGAAGUUCAACCACCAACAGAGUGACUUUGACGGCAUUAAAGUUUGGAAAAGACCUAGAGGGAGGCCCCGGAAGUUCAACCACCAACAGAGUAAUUUUGACGGCAUUAAAGUUUGGAAAAGACCUAGAGGGAGGCCCCGGAAGUUCAACCACCAACAGAGUAAUUUUGACGGCAUUAGGGAGGGAAGAUCAACUUCAAAUGGAUUGGAAAAUACGGGUUUAUCAGGUGAUACUAGCAAGAGAAGUCAAAGGAGUUUAAUGUGUCAUCAGUGCUGGAGAAAUGAUAGAAGUGAAAUUGUUGUUUGUUCCAAUUGCAGAAAGAAACGCUAUUGCUACAACUGCCUUGCAAAGUGGUACCCAGAGAAAACAAGAGAGGAUGUGGCGAUUGAAUGUCCAUUUUGUCGUGGUAAUUGCAAUUGCAGAGUAUGCCUCAAGGAGGAUUUAAAUGUGAUGGUUGGACAUGAACAAGAAGAUUUGGAUAUCAAUGUCAAAUUGCAAAAGUUGCUUUACUUGCUAUGUAAAACUCUGCCUCUCCUCAGGCAUAUUCAACAGGAGCAGAGCUCUGAAUUAGAGGCCGAAGCCAGCAUACGUGGUGUCAAAGUCGUGGAAGAGGAUAUUUCAAGAUCUGUACUUGACGAUGAUGAUAGAGUAUACUGUGACAAUUGCAAUACAUCCAUUGUUAAUUUCCACCGAAGCUGCUCCAAUCCUGAUUGUUCUUAUGAUCUCUGUCUCACUUGUUGCCGAGAACUAAGAACUGGAUUGCAGCGUGGAGGUGAUGAAGUGGAAUCUUCCCACCAACAGCUUUUUGAAGGACUAAGCGGUCAAAAUACAGAACUGAAUGUUCAGACUGCAAAUGAGAAGACAUAUGAUUGGGAGAGCCAUGUGGCCCUUCCUGUGAAUGAGGGCAUAGCUGGCAUGCCAUGUAACUUUCCUAAUUGGAAAGCAGAGGCUGAUGGUAGGAUUCCAUGCCCUCCAAAAGUGCGAGGAGGUUGUGGUAGUGAGAUGCUUGCACUGAGACGUAUAUUUGAAGCUAAUUGGGUUGACGAUUUGAUUAAGAGUGCAGAGGACCUCAUUUUCAAGUAUCAACCACCAGAUAAUGAUUUUUCUCAAGGAUGUUCUUUGUGUCAUCCUAUAAACAUUGCAGGAAAUGCAACAAGAGAUUCAGAAGUAAGGCGAGCAGCUUAUAGGGAGAGCAGUCAUGAUAACUUGCUCUAUUGCCCAAAUGCUGUUCACUUGGGGGACAAUGAGUUUGAACAUUUUCAAAUGCAUUGGAUGCGAGGUGAACCUGUCAUAGUUAGAAAUGUCCUGGAAAAGACUUCUGGUCUUAGUUGGGAACCAAUGGUCAUGGGGAGGGCUUUUGUUGGGGCAAAAAAAAUACUGAAAGAGGAGGUAGCCAGGUUUAAAGCCAUUGAUUGCUUACAUUGGUGUGAGGUUGAGAUUAAUAUCUUCCAGUUCUUCAAGGGCUAUCUACAGGGCCGUAGUUAUAGGAAUGGGUGGCCAGCAAUGUUGAAGCUGAAGGAUUGGCCUGCAUCAAAUUCUUUUGAGGAGUGUCUGCCAAGACAUGGUGCUGAAUUUGUUGCCAUGCUUCCCUUUAGCGACUAUACCAAUCCUCGGUCUGGUCUUCUGAAUCUAGCCACCAAGCUUCCUGUUGUUUUGAAGCCAGACCUGGGACCCAAAACAUAUGUUGCUUAUGGAUCUUUGGAAGAGCUUGGUAGAGGUGAUUCGGUGACAAAAUUACAUUGUGACAUUUCUGAUGCGGUUAAUGUACUGACCCACACAAAUGAAGUAAAGAUUCCUCCAGGCCAACAAAAAGUCAUAAACAAAUUGAAAAAGAAAUAUGAAGCUGAAGAUUUCCAUAAGCUUUAUGGUGGGACUCAUAAGUUUCCAAGGACAUCUAAAAGAAAGCCACCAAAAAGAUCUUGCAAAGAUAAAAGAAUGGCUCAUAAAUAUCCUCAAAAAGCAGACAUUACCAAGAGUGACUCUGCGUUACUGGAAAGGCUAAUUGCAGAGGAAGGAACACUGGAUGAACGACAAAAUAAAUCCUUGGAUUUGUGUGAAUUAGGAUCAGAUAGAGCUUGGGCUUGUGGCAGUCCUUCUCCAGAAAGUCAAGAGGUUGUUAAGUCUGAUGGCAAGUUAGUGGGAGAUUGUAAUAAAAUGGUUCAGAAAUUGGAUCUUCAUAUGCGUGAUUCGAGCUCUUCUUUUCUGGGAAGGAAUUUUGAGAGGUCAUGUGAUAUGGUUAAGAAAGAGGUUGACUUGAUAAGAUGCUCAUCACCAUGUAAUGAACUUGCAAAAGAUGGAACAUUUGAAAGAGAUUCAUGUGAUCUAAAUCAUUUUCAGCCUCCUAAUAUAACAGCUGAACUAAAGUCUGUCAGCGGGAAAGAUUCUUCAGGUGAAACAGUUUUAGGCAAUGUAAUUAACGACUUAGAAUCAACCCAAUUGAAUGCAAAUUCGGCUAGAGAUUCCCUUCAGAACAAUGAUAUCUCGGAGGUUGUAUAUGGAGGAGCUGUUUGGGACAUUUUUCGUCGGCAGGACGUGCCCAUGUUAAUGGAGUACCUACAGAAGCAUCAGAAAGAAUUCUGCCACAUCAAUAAUCUUCCUGUGAAUUCUGUUAUUCAUCCUAUUCACGACCAGACCUUUUAUCUAAAUCAGAGGCAUAAAAAGCAGCUGAAGAAAGAGUUCGGUGUUGAACCAUGGACAUUUGAGCAACACCUCGGUGAGGCUGUGUUCAUUCCUGCAGGAUGUCCUCAUCAAGUGAGAAAUAGACAGUCAUGCAUCAAAGUGGCCCUCGACUUUGUUUCCCCUGAGAAUGUUCAAGAAUGCAUUCGGUUGACAGAGGAGUUUCGUCUGCUACCAAAAGACCAUAGAUCUAAGGAAGAUAAAUUGGAGGUAAAGAAAAUGGCAGUAUAUGCUGUUUGUGUUGCUGUUAGUGAAGCUAAAAACCUGACGUCAAAAAUUGUUUCUUCAAAUGAAGACAAGAAAGCUUAGGAGCAGCCAUUUUAAUUGAUGGCUCCCGUUAGAAAAGGAAAAAGGACUUAACUGUUAGAGAAAGUAGUUGCUGUUCAGUGAUGUUGCACAUCUUAAGAGACAUUUGUGUUGAGAAUGGUUAGUGACCAUCAGUGAUGUUUUCCUACCUCAAAACCCUGGACUGUACAGAGCAAGUUUUUUGUUUAUUGUACUGGGUUUUCAUGUUAACAAUCCAUGCUUUACUCUUGUAAAGAACUACAUUUUGUCAAUGAGCUAAUGGGAUUAUUAUGAAUGCCAUAUGGAUGUUUGAGCUUAGAGCAGCCUCUA
Alnus glutinosa is the source of this 6387-nucleotide messenger RNA. RefSeq lists its product as uncharacterized. NCBI's taxonomy places the organism in Eukaryota, Viridiplantae, Streptophyta, Magnoliopsida, Fagales, Betulaceae. Gene Ontology annotation, molecular function: chromatin DNA binding; transcription coregulator activity; histone H3K9 demethylase activity. Gene Ontology annotation, cellular component: chromatin; histone deacetylase complex. Gene Ontology annotation, biological process: regulation of transcription by RNA polymerase II. The transcript has 13 exons. The record is from RefSeq and is a predicted model, not a curated record. Bases 460 to 6081 code for a protein of 1873 amino acids.